Messenger RNA from Symbiodinium pilosum, 939 nucleotides. NCBI's taxonomy places the organism in Eukaryota, Dinophyceae, Suessiales, Symbiodiniaceae. The record is from the annotation of a GenBank genome assembly.
AUGGCAGCGUUGGCGUUUUGUGGCACGCUGGUGCUUGGCAUCCUUGCGGUGCUGCUGUUCAUGUCCAUUACCUUGCUGCAGCCGACGGAAGUUGCGCUAAAGUACAACUGGUUGCUUCAGACCAUAGGUGAUGAAGUUAUCGUCACACCAGGCCUCAAAUUCGUUGGCCCCUUCACUGACUUGGUGAGGUAUCCCAAGACUAUUCAGACGCUGGAGUAUAACCAGGUGCAUCGCGACCUGCUCGACGGUCGGACAGCAGAUGGCCUGCCCUUAAUCUUGGGCCUGGCCUUCCAGUACCGUCUCAUGCCAGACAGAAUACGUGACCUCUAUUUCACGUACGAGAACCAGUACGGCGACUAUGAGCAAAUCUUCAAGCUCACAGGCAUGCAUAUGAUCACUGAGCUUGCGACGAAGUUUACAGCUUAUCAGUUCUUCAACGAGAAGCAGAAAAUUGCUGAGGAUAUGCGACUGCACCUCAAUGACUACUUCUCGAAGCACCUCUUCGCGACGGUGGAGUCGCUGCAGAUCCAGGAAGAUGACCUGCCAGAGGCGUUCACUACGACAAUCCUGACGGCUGCUACGAGCAAGCAGAACAUCACCAGGAUGUCCAAGACCUUGGCGGCAAAGAUUGUGGAGUUCCAGACAGCGCGGCAGAUUGCGGAGGCUCAGGCGAACGUCACCAUUCAGCAGGCGAUUGGGGACCAGCAUCGCAUCAUGCAAAACGGCCGAGCGGAUGCUGCCAUCAUCGAGGCCUAUGUCGAAGCUGAGCUGACGGCUUACGGCAAGAUUCACACAGAGCUAGGAUUGUCCGGCGAGGAUUUGAUCAACUACAUCUGGUAUGACACUCUUGGUGGCGGCGGAGUCUCUGCGGACGCCCGAACUGACAAGGAUGUCGAGAUGCUUGUGGGGGUGAACCCAAGCGCCUACAUAUCUCACUGA